AUGGAUGACCUAAUUUCGAUCUGCCCCAGCUUCAACAGCUAUUCCAAUUGCGGAAUCGCGGCAGCCGCCUCCCGCACCGCCGAUGAAUUCAAUUCCGACGAAUUCUCCGACGAGUUUCGUUUCGAAAAUCCAGCAGCGGAAUUACGUGUGACGGAAUCGGACGCCGAUGAUGAAAUUGAGUUCGCGUUUGUGACGAGGGUAUCUGGAUCGUCGUCUCCGAUCACGGAUCACGAGAAGAUCCGACCCGUUUACCCGGUUUUCAAUAGGGAUUUAUUGGUCGAGGAAAAUGGAAACAGAAAUGGUAAUUCGGUUUCGUCGGAGGAUCCGAAGAUCCGGAUUUCAUUGAGGAAGCUGUUCACUGAGGAAAGAGAAACGGCGAUUACGAGAUCGCCGCCGGAGGAGGACGAUGAGCUGGACGAGGCUGCGGCGGCGGAAACGUACUGCAUGUGGCGGCCAAAGGCGGCGGCGGCGGCGGAGGAGGAGCCGUACAGGAAUAGCUGUAAUUCAAAGAGAUGGAAGUUGAAGACACUGUUGCAUAGGGUGGCAGCGGUUGAAGACCGACCGAAAAAGUUUUUCUCUCACUAA
Messenger RNA from Erythranthe guttata (spotted monkey flower), 585 nucleotides. NCBI's taxonomy places the organism in Eukaryota, Viridiplantae, Streptophyta, Magnoliopsida, Lamiales, Phrymaceae. The record is from RefSeq and is a predicted model, not a curated record.